GACCGCCCGCUGGCCAGAGCCCGGACCGUCCUCCGCCCUGCGACACGAGCCGCCCUUCGGUCCGACAUCCCCGCGCCGUCGCCGCCGGCCGGCCCGCCCGCCUUCCGUCCCCCCUUGGCCGAGCCUGACCUCCAAAAAGCUGAAAGAAUUAUUAUUGCGAAUCAUAGCCCCAAACUCCCUUCCUUACUCCCAACCUUCAACGAAGAAAAAGACCCAUCAGCCUCCGGCCCGGCGGCGCCCGGGAAGGAAGAAAGAACGACCACCGUACCGCGCCCCGGACUACCCUGGAAGGGAGAAUCCACCCUGAACCGCCCCGCCGCCUCGGAGACCCGAAGCUCUCUGGAGCCCAAGGCUGCCUAUCUUACGUCACCUGCCACUGCCCUUGGUUUGCACUCUUGCCGUGAGCUGACUCGCCACCUAGGAGAGCAAGGACCAUGCAGCUGGAGAUCAAAGUGGCCCUGAACUUUAUCAUCUCCUACUUGUAUAAUAAGCUGCCCCGGCGCCGGGCAGACCUAUUUGGGGAGGAGCUUGAGCGGCUCUUGAAAAAGAAAUAUGAAGGCCACUGGUACCCUGACAAGCCACUGAAGGGCUCUGGCUUCCGCUGUGUUCACAUCGGGGAGAUCGUGGACCCCGUGGUGGAGCUGGCCGCCAAGCGGAGCGGCCUGGCAGUGGAGGAUGUGCGGGCCAAUGUGCCUGAAGAGCUGAGCGUCUGGAUCGACCCUUUCGAGGUGUCCUACCAGAUCGGUGAGAAGGGGGCAGUGAAAGUGCUGUACCUGGAUGACAGCGAGGGCUGUGUUGCACCAGAGCUGGACAAGGAGUUCAAGAGCAGUUUCAACCCUGAUGCCCAGGUCUUCGUGCCCAUCGGCAGCCAGGACAGCUCCCUUUCCAACUCCCCGUCACCAUCCUUCGGCCAGUCACCCAGCCCCACUUUCAUCCCCCGCUCCGCCCAGCCCAUCACCUUCACCACUGCCUCCUUCGCUGCCACCAAGUUUGGCUCCACCAAGAUGAAGAAGGGGGGUGCGGCAGCAAACGGCGGGGGCAUGGCCGGUGGCGGGGCAAGUGGCCAGCAGCCUCCCCAGCAGCAGCCCCGCAUGGCCCGCUCUCCCACCAACAACCUGCUGAAGCACAAGAGCCUCUCUUUGUCUCUGCACUCGCUGAACUUCAUUGCGGCCAACCCGGCCCCUCAGUCCCAGCUCUCCCCCAAUGCCAAGGAGUUCGUGUACAACGGGGGCUCUCCCAGUCUCUUCUUUGACGGGGCCGAUGGCGGGGGCAGUGGGGCUGGCACGUGCAACAGCAGCGGCUUCGACGUGGCCCAGGUAUUUGGAGGCGGCACCAACAGCCUCUUCCUGGAGAAGACCCCCUUCGUGGAAGGCCUCAGCUACAACCUGAGCACCAUGCAGUACCCCAGCCAGCCCUUCCAGCCGGUUGUGCUGGCCAACUGACCGCCCACCCGCCAUGGGGCCAGGAGCGCCCAAGACCACAGAAAAGAGAAAGGAAAAGAAAGGCCAAAAAAAGAGGAAAAGAAAAAUACACAAAAAGAUUUCCAGUCUUCGCACUCUGGCUUCUAGAAAAAAGAUCCGGUCCAGGCAUGGAGUGGGAGGGGGCUC
Molecule: messenger RNA, 1607 nt
Organism: Puma concolor (puma)
Lineage: Eukaryota; Metazoa; Chordata; Mammalia; Carnivora; Felidae
Gene: TOB2
Product: transducer of ERBB2, 2
Biological process (GO): regulation of gene expression
Cellular component (GO): nucleus; cytoplasm
Molecular function (GO): transcription corepressor activity
Source: RefSeq, a predicted model, not a curated record